Saitoella complicata NRRL Y-17804 is the source of this 1681-nucleotide messenger RNA. Its product is annotated as phosphatases II. Gene Ontology annotation, biological process: phosphatidylinositol 3-kinase/protein kinase B signal transduction; protein dephosphorylation; cell motility. Gene Ontology annotation, cellular component: cytosol; plasma membrane; cell projection. The transcript has a single exon. The coding region runs from base 438 to 1496 and encodes 352 amino acids. NCBI's taxonomy places the organism in Eukaryota, Fungi, Ascomycota, Saitoellomycetes, Saitoellales, Saitoellaceae. The record is from RefSeq and is a predicted model, not a curated record. Gene Ontology annotation, molecular function: phosphatidylinositol-3,4,5-trisphosphate 3-phosphatase activity; protein tyrosine/serine/threonine phosphatase activity; protein tyrosine phosphatase activity.
AACCCUUCCCUUUCGUACCUGUGACGUGAAUGAUAUUGAGUUUGUCAAAGUCAGAAGCGGUAUACCCCACCCGACGAAUCCACUCGUGCAUCUCUGGCAGUGAGGUCGCGUUCAUUUUUCCUCCGGAUUUUCGGAGUGCGUCGAGGACUGCUGCAUUUGUUUGGAGUGUGUUUAGGGCGUUUACCGCGUCGUUGUAGGUUCGUGAAGAUGUGGACAUGUUUCUUGAGCGCAGAAACAGAUGGAUCCGACGUGUGAAGGCGGCGGUGGAUCUGAGCAUACAGGUGCAGCGCGAAGCUGGAUCGAUCCUCUCGAGCGUAGUGGUGCCGUCCAAGCUGUUCGCGGUGUUGCAAUUGAGGUUUUCGUGUACGUCAACGUCAACGUCAAAAGUCAAGGUGUCGAUCACGUGCAGUGACGUUGCGAAUGUCUACGUUACAUCCAUGUCCCACCCAGGCCUCCUCGGAUCCAUCAUGUCCCCACUCCUCGGCCUCCUCCGCACCCUCAUCUCCUCCCCCCGAAUCCGGCACCACGACCCCCUCACCAAAACCUCCCUCGACCUCUGCCACCUCACCCCCCAAAUCAUCGUCAUGUCCAUGCCCGCUCCAUCCUUCCCUCGCACCCUGUACCGAAAUCCAUUGAGAGAGGUGCAGCGCUAUCUUGAGGGGACGUAUGGUGAGAGAUACGCGGUAUGGGAGUUUAGAGCCGAGGGGGCAGAGUACGCGGAUGAGGAUUUCAGGGGGCGGGUGUGGCAUCAUCCGUUUGUCGAUCAUCACCCGCCGCCGUUCUCGCUCUUACCCGCAAUCGUUGAAUCACUCCACACACAUCUCGAUUCAUCGGAGAAAAACGUCGCGGUUCUACACUGCAAAGCUGGAAAAGGCCGCUCGGGGACAGCUGCGUGUGCAUACCUGAUCGCAUACAAAUCCUACACAGCACACGAUGCCAUGGAACUAUUCACAGCGAAACGGAUGAAGCCGGGUUGGGGGAAUGGUGUCAGUAUCCGGAGUCAGAGACGAUAUUUGCAGUAUGUGGAGCAAUGGCAGGGGAAUGGGCGGAAAUAUGUCGACCAGCGGAUACGGUUGAGGAAGGUCAUGGUGUAUGGAGGAGUGAAGGGUCUGAAGGUUUCCGUUGCGGUGUUUGCAGAGGAGGGAAGGGAGAUCAACACCAUACAUACGUUUACACCCCAGGAGACGACAGACACAGCGCCGGCAACAUACAGCUGCGUUCCUAGCACGAAUCUGGUCUGCCCAACAGAUAUCUGCAUCAAGAUCGACCACCACUCGUUCUUUGGGUUGGUGCAGACGACGAUGUCGCAUACAUGGUUCAAUACGUACUUUGAGUCUGUUGCUUUGGAAGGCCAGGAUAAGGAAGGGAGGUAUGAGGUUGAUUGGCUUGAUGUGGAUGGAUGGAAGGGCACGAAGUCGAAGGGGCGAAAGGUUUUUGAGAGGGUCGUUGUUGAGUGGGAGGUUGUGGACGAUAUGGUGGAUGAUGUACCGAGGUGAGGGACGAUACCAAUGAGUGUCAGUCGUGACGGGAUCAGGGACGGGUUUACCCUUUGCGGUGGUUCACGGCGGGGUUUACAAUGAACACCAAUUACAAUUUUAUCGCAUAGGCAGAUGGUGUCCGGCGUUAGGGUUACAUCGAACACCCCAGACUUCUUCUAAUAUUAACCUUCUAAUAUUGACGU